Messenger RNA from Limulus polyphemus (Atlantic horseshoe crab), 2240 nucleotides. Its product is annotated as tight junction-associated protein 1-like. The record is from RefSeq and is a predicted model, not a curated record. NCBI's taxonomy places the organism in Eukaryota, Metazoa, Arthropoda, Merostomata, Xiphosura, Limulidae. The transcript has 6 exons. Bases 687 to 1553 code for a protein of 288 amino acids.
AACCAUUUAUUUUUCUUUAAUUUUGAUAGUAGGAAAUUUAAAAAAACUGAUCUCAAAAUAUUUAGUUAUUUGAGAUAAUUAUUAAGCAUCUAAAGUUUAACAAUACUAACUGGGGUGCUUGAGUGUACUAAUGUGAUAUGCUGGCAUAUCAUAUGUUUACUACCUGCUUUUUUUAAUAUAAAAAGUUUUAAAAAUCUUUAUUUGGUUAAUUUCUGUGUAGUUUUGGCAUAAACAUGUGAUCCACAAAACUACUGAAGUUGUCUUGUUCCAGUUGCCUUCUUGUCUUUGUUCUCUAUUGCAGAUAAUAUCUACUCUGCCUGAGGGGAUGUUGUGGUACAUCUACAUUAAAAGGGUCAACUACAACGUCCUUUGCUGGCUGAGUGGAUGGUGUUUGUAUGUCACAGCAAACUUAUGCUGUGGUAGAAUGACAAGUCAUGUGACGAUGCCCUUGCAAGAGAAAGGAUACAAGCUUUCUUGCAUGAACAAAGCAUCUAUUCUUUCUCAGUCCUACUUGGUUUUCAUCGUGACUAGUUCGGCAGAGAUUCAUCUUGAGGGACGUAAAGCUGACGAUCUAUUCACUGAUCCAGUAGGGGCAGUCAUCCACUUGUCUAAGCAGUAUACACCUACACCAAGAAAUAGAAAACUUAAAAUGCCAGUUGGUUGAGAGGGAGAACCACAUUGUUCAAAUGGACACCAACGUUAUCCACCAUGCCCAGAGGUUUCCCAAAGGAGAGAAUGCAGCCCUUCGCCAGGAACUUCUUUUAUGGCAAGAAAAAUACCAAAGGCUGCAUGAGAGUCACAAGAAGCUUCAGAAAGUAAACCAAGGACUUGAAGACAAACUUUUAAAAAUUGUGGAUAAAUAUGAAACUGAAAAAGCUGUAUUAACAAGAGAUCUUUCUGACAUCACAACAAAAUUAGUUGAAGCUAGAUUCAGUAUCACUGAAUUAGAAGAAGAAAGUGAGCACUAUAGGAAUGACUGUAACAUUGCUAUUCAACUCCUCCAGUGUAAACCUUCACACUUUGUUUCUCAUAAAUAUAGCUCGAUUCCUUUAGAUUUACAAGAACGAGUCAAAUCUCAUCUAAAUAACAGGACUAAAAAAGAAACACAGAAUAAUAAUCCAGAAGUGGGUACUAUUCGUAUUCCCAUUCCAACAUUUCCACCAACUGCCAUGGUGUAUUCAGUUAGCAAAAUCUCUAAUGUUGGAUCUGUGAAACAGAAUGGCAGCUCACAAGCUUCACAGAGGAUGUCAAAGAGUCCUCCAGACUGUGUAUCAGCAGCCAUAAUAGCUAAAGUUCUAGCAGAGCGUACGAAAGAAAGGAAUGCCAAGAAACAAGUCAUUUGUAUGGCUUGUAAAUGUGAAAAACAAAAUGUGUAUUACCACAAUAAAGAAACCCAAACUAAGUGGUCAUCCAAAAUUGUUUCCUGCUUGUCUUGUGGGAAUCAACCCAUUUGUGUCCACUCUUGUGCAAGGAAAGAGUCUUCCUCGAGUACAGACUCCCAUUGGUGUGAGCUGCAUGCUGACCCUAUAGGUGAUACCAAAACUAACAAAUAAAUAUCCUAAUAACUUAUAAUGUAGGUGCUGACCAUAAAUUACAGUAUUGAUAUAGUCUCAGAUGUUCCAAGAUGUGCCUGAAAUAUAUUAGGUGUGUGUGUGUCAGUAGGGAAAAAAACAAAGUUUAAUUUUAGCAAUUUUGUGUGUAGUGUGUGUACUAUAUUGAAAACUUAUUAUUUUACUUCUUGAAAUACCCUGUAAGAUUCCUUCACAUUUAUGUAAGAGUUUGGGUUUUUUUCCUAUAAAAUUAUAAUUAAAAUAAAAGAAACAUAUAUUUUUUUAGCAAAUCUGACAUUUUUCACAUAUUUAGUAAAGCAGUUCACUGAGUGUUGUAAACAACUGGUUUUAUCCUGUAAUACUCUGAUAAUUGACAAAGAAAUUUUACUAUUGUGUAAAAAUUAGUGGGAAAGAGGAGUAUGAACUUUUUUUUUUGAUGAAUUUACAUACAUUUCCCUAUCUCUCAUGAAGCUUUGUAUGUCUAGCUGCAGUGGUUAAAAAUACUAACAUUACCUAUUUUUUUCAAAAAAAGAAAACUUAGUCAAUAUUAAAAACAUAGUAAUACCAAAAAACAUCUUUAAUAUGGACGUUUUGGAAUUUCAUUAAAUUCCAUCGUCAGUGUUAAUAAAUAUAAACACUGUAUCUUUAAAAUAAUAAUAAAUAUUAAAUAGAAUCCAGAAUUGAUUACAU